AUGUCUACUAUUUCAAAAAUUUUCAUACUUGAUUGUAAAUUUUUUGAACAAAUACUACAAGUACAACGAAUUGAUCUAAUAUUUGUUGAAGUUAUUGUUAUAAGUUUUAUUGAAGAAUGGUUAUGGUUAUUUUUUCUACAAGAAGCAUUAACAUAUAAUUGUCAAUAUUUAAAUUUCAUAACAAUUUCUAAAUUAAAUGAAUCGGCAAAAGUUAUUCUUGUUGCAAUGGAAAUGAUUGCUAAAUUUGUAAUAAUGUCAUCAUGUGUAUUUUUUAGUCAACAAAUCAAAAUGAAUUGGUCAAAUUUAUUCAUUGUAAUUCUUGGUAUUGUUGUUUUCCUUUGUGUUAGUGUAUUAUAUAUGAGCAUAGCUACAUUACCAACAUAUAAUGAACAAUGUUUUCGAUACAUAUUACGAUGUCGAUUAUUGAUUAAAGCAAAUCUAUUUUCACAAACAAUGGCUAAUAAUCAACUUGUAUUUGCUGAAGUUAUUGUAGCAAGUCUUAUUGAAGAAUGGUUAUGGAUAUUUUUUCUAAAAGAAGCAUUAACAUAUACAUCAUCAAAUAUAGUUAAUAGAAGAUUUUGGAAUGAAUUUCAUGAUCCAUAUAUAAUACUAUAUUCAAGAAUUUCUAAAUUAAAUGAAUCAGCAAAAGUUAUACUAUUGGCUGUUGAAUUGAUAUCUAAAUCAGCAAUAAUGACAUCAUGUAUAUUUUAUAGUCAACAAAAAACAAUGACUAUUGCCAGUACAUUUCUUACGUUUAUCGGUAUAGUUAUUUUUUUAUGUGUUGAGGUUUUAUAUGCACGUAUAGCUAUAAUACCUACAUAUAAUGAACAAUGUUUUCGUUCAAUAUUACGAUGGAUAAUUCGAACACAAUCAUUAACACAAUCAAAACCAUCAAAACAUUAUGGUCGUCUUUAUCAACGUAUUCAAUAUCGAUUAUUGAUUAAAGCAAAUUUAUUUGCACAAACAAUGGUUAAUAAUCAACUUGGUUUUACAUGUGGACAUUUAUUUCAUAUAAAUAAAUAUAAAUUUACUGAAUUAAUCCUAAUGAAUAUACCGUUAUUUUUGUUGUUAUAUAAACAAGCUUGUAAUUAUGAAAAUUAA
This is a messenger RNA of Dermatophagoides pteronyssinus (European house dust mite), 1101 nucleotides long. RefSeq lists its product as uncharacterized. Lineage: Eukaryota; Metazoa; Arthropoda; Arachnida; Sarcoptiformes; Pyroglyphidae. The record is from RefSeq and is a predicted model, not a curated record.